Molecule: messenger RNA, 935 nt
Organism: Arvicola amphibius (Eurasian water vole)
Lineage: Eukaryota; Metazoa; Chordata; Mammalia; Rodentia; Cricetidae
Gene: Ociad1
Product: OCIA domain containing 1
Exons: 8
Coding region: 107-820 (237 amino acids)
Cellular component (GO): endosome
Source: RefSeq, a predicted model, not a curated record
GUAGACUUAUUAUAGAUAUUUAACCUAUCUAAUACCUUAUAAUGUUUGGAUAUGAAUGUCUUUAAUGCAGGAACUAUGAAGGGAGGGCUGAGUUUCGAGAUGCCGAAUGCUGAUAGUUCCAAGACCGAUUCCCCACAUAGGGGCUGAUUACAUUCCGACAGAGGAAGAGCGGAGAGUCUUUGCAGAGUGCAAUGAAGAAAGCUUCUGGUUCAGAUCUGUGCCAUUGGCGGCCACAAGUAUGUUGAUUACUCAAGGAUUAAUUAGUAAAGGAAUCCUGUCAAGUCAUCCAAAAUAUGGCUCUAUUCCUAAACUCAUAUUUGCAUGCAUCAUGGGGUACUUUGCUGGGAAGCUUUCUUAUGUGAAAACCUGCCAAGAAAAGUUCAAGAAUCUUGAAAACUCCCCCCUUGGAGAAGCUCUGCGGUCAGGCCAAGCAAGGCGCUCUUCCCCACCUGGGCAUUAUGCUCAAAGAUCAAAAUAUGAUUCAAAUAUGAGUGGUCAGUCCUCUUUUGUGACAUCUCCUGCAGCAGACAGCAUAGAAAAGGAGGCGCUUCCUCGUUAUGAGCCAAUUCCAUUUAGUGCUUCUAUGAAUGAAUCCACUCCCACUGGUAUUACUGACCAUAUUGCCCAAGGACCUGAUCCCAACUUUGAAGAAAGUCCCAAAAGAAAAAGUAUUACAUAUGAGGAAUUAAGGAGUAAGAACAGAGAGUCAUAUGAAGUAACUUUAACACACAAGACUGACCCCUCAGUCAGGCCUAUGCAGGAAAGAGUGCCCAAAAAAGAAGUCAAAGUAAACAAAUACGGAGAUACUUGGGAUGAGUGAGAGACUCCGUCAUUGGACCUACUGAAGGCCUUCCAUACCCAGCUUCAUCCAGGUGGUGCCCGCACCUGCAUGCUUGGACCCCGCAGCAGUCUUCAUAAACACAUUGAAAAUGAAA